Messenger RNA from Cylindrotheca closterium, 3654 nucleotides. The record is from the annotation of a GenBank genome assembly. NCBI's taxonomy places the organism in Eukaryota, Bacillariophyta, Bacillariophyceae, Bacillariales, Bacillariaceae.
AUGAGUACAAAUCCAUUUGAUGAUCGGAGGCCAUCUCGAUCUCGUCCCAGUCGGCCUCGUCUUCGAACAACGAACAACGAUGCCGAGCCUGCAAUUUGGGCUGCCAGACAUGUCGAAUGGCCAAUUCCGACAGCCUUGUCGCUCUCCAAUUAUCAAAAGCUACAGCGCGCUAGUAAACAGGCAGCUUCUCAGAUGGGAAUAGAUGAAACAGCACAAGAAGCAGCAGGAACAGAAGAAGAAAAGGCCGAGGCAAGUUACUUUUCAGGAUUCAUGAGUCGAGUUUUGAAUCCCACCAAUGCGGACGAAGAUGAAAAGGAAGAAGAGCCCAUUUCGUCGCCAUCUGGAAGUCGUCCUUUGCGGUCUCCUCGACCGAGAUGUGUAGCUACUGCGAAUUCAUGGAUGGUCGCAGCUUUAGAGUGUCCGGUGACUGGUGCUCCACCGUUGCGAUUAGUCAGUCGUUGGAACGUUCGUCGCAUGGGGGGUGUCGAUCAAUGGAUGGCUUUGCCUCCUCCUGUGUCUGGUGGAGAUGGCCGUGUUCUACAUGUCUUUGUGGAUCCAACAGGUUGUCAUACACUCAUUUCUGCAAAGAAUGGAGAAGCCUACUAUCAUCACUCGUCAUUGAAAGUCAUCCAAAAGCUUGCAGGAUUUGGACGCAAUGCAGAUGGGGGGUGGUCUAAGGAUAUGACAGGGGUGACAGCGUCUUCGCAGGCACAUCGAAAAUCAAGUACUGUCAAUGUUCAAAGUGGAAUGUCAGUGGGAUCGUACGUCACAGCGGUUGCAUGGGAUCGCGAGAGAGGCACCGAAGGAUCGACCAAGAAGAUCCUACUCGGAACCAACACAGGUGAAAUCUAUGAAUAUGCCCUAGUAUCACCGAAUACGAACGAAGAUCAAGAGGACACGUACGCAAAGCCGAUUCUUUUGCACCAGCUGAACUCGGAUGCAUCAGUGACAGGGCUGGCAUUCGAACGCCUAAGAACAGGGUUACUUGUGCUCGCAUGCACUUCUGGACGCAACAAACGCACCCGGUUUUAUACGUUCUAUUCGGCGCAUAGCAGUUCCUUCCGCAUGGUGAUGGCAGACGAAGCACAUGCAUCACUUGUAGAGCUUCCUGGGAGCCUGGACUAUGCUGACUUAAGAAUCUGUAACGAUCAGAUUUGUUUGCGCACAGCAACAGGGAUUUAUUAUGGGACCAUUGAUAGAGCGCAGAGUGGGCCAGCCUUUGCAGGGGGUUCUAUGGUCAUGGACUCUGGGAUUCUACCAUACGGUGAAGGGAAAGGAUCGAUACCUGUUUCACUGGCGUUGACACCGCACCACAUAAUUACGCUUUCAGAAAACAACGAAGUUCGGUUCCUAAAUCGAGUAGCACAAAAGGUGAUCCAGAAAGAAAAGGUUGAUUGGGCACUCCCGUCAAGUUCAUCUAAUCUGGACGAGAGUCACAUGGCGAUGGCAGAAUUAAUGAUGGACGUGCGAAGGCCGGACCAAGUUUGGCUUCGAAGGGCCAGAAGUCUCGUUCACAUUUCAUCGAGCCAGGAGGAUCGCGAUGUUUGGAAAUACACACUUUUCAAGUGCCUUGAGAUGCCGAUAGGACGCGGACGCUCCAAUGUCGAUACGGGGGUAAUGACAGAGGAGGAAAAAGCGCAAGAAGCACUAUUCGGACAAGCCAAGAGCCUCUGUACUCAUCCGUCUCAAAAAGCUGUUCUAACCGCUGUCCGUGCGGAAUAUCACCUUUCCCAAGGAAGGGCUGAGCUGGGUGCGAAGUACCUUGCUCAAUGCCCUCCUGUAUUGAAACCAUUUGCCGAUACUGCAGUGCGGCUGGCCCUUCCCAUGUUGAAUAUCGAUGACCCGGAAUCAUAUGGAGGAUCUGCCUUGGCACGCGAGGCACUCAAAAGCAACACCCCUUUGAUCACUUUCUUGACGGAUAAAAUGCGUAUGUCGAAAAACAGCAAUGACAAAAUGACUUGCACAAUGAUUGGGGCCUGGUUGACAGAGCUAUAUUUGCACGAUCGUGAUGCCUCAGAAUCCAACAAAGGGGCUUUGAUGCAAUUUUUGACCUCGAAUGUCCACAACAUGGAUGCGAAAACCAUCAUCAAGGUCCUAAGCUCGCACGAUGUCAGUGCUUUGGAAUGCGCGGGAUACGCGAACAUUAGUGGUGAUAUCGAAACGGCGGUAAAUGCUGCCCUCCGUAUUGAAUCGGAUGCAAAUGAUUCAGUCGUCGAUGCACUUCGUGUCUUGAACGAUGCACCUUUUGAACGUGCUGAGCCAUUGUACUACAAGCAUGCAACCACGCUACUGGCUCGGGCACCCGUUUUGGCUGGGAAGUCAUUCUUGUCGCGUUACACUCACGGUCUUAGCCCGAACCGUUUGUUGCCGUCAAUCAUGUUUUACGAAAGACUUCGUGAGGAUAGAGUAAAACAGCUGCAAGCUGCAAAGACCCUUCGUUCUCCCCGGGGAAAAAGCGGAACGGGAGACAGCAAGAAGACAGAGAGCUUCGACACUGGAAGAAACAUGUUUGGGAGUGGUGUUGAAGUUCAGGUUAUGUCUGGCGUAGCAGGGCUGGGUUCAUUUGUGGACAAUGGAGAGGUUUCGGCCCAAUAUCUGGAGGGAGUUAUUAAGCUUGGAUGCCGCAGUAGCGCCAUUUACAGCUUCUUGAUCUCCCUUUAUGUUAAGCUUGAGAAUGAAGAUCCUCUUUUCAAGUUUCUAUCAGGACAUGUCCCGGCAGCGUCAAUGGCCUCUGAUGCUUCAAAAAAGGCUGGUAUUGCUUUUGGUGAUGAAAGUAUAGCUGGUCCACUUGACAUGUCGUAUGCUUUACGCACCAUCCUUGCCACUGGUCGGCAUUUUCGCUCUGCAAUCAAACUAUACAUGGGCUUUGGGAUGAGGCAACAGGCUGUUGAAUUGGCCUUGAAGGUUGACCCAUCUCUGGCAAGAGAGCUCGCUCAAGACAGCGUUGAACUGGAAGAACGCAAGCGUUUAUGGCUGAUGAUCGCAAAGAAUGCUGCAUCAGAGGGAAUGAAUUCAGCCGAGGUUGAUGUUGUGUCCAAGGUUGUUUCUGUUUUGAAGGAUUGUGGACCUGAUGUUCUGUCUAUUGAGGAUGUCCUUCCUUUCUUGCCUGAUUUUGCCCAAAUUGAUCAAAUCAAGGACGAGAUUUGCGAAGCUCUGACAUCGUACUCUUCUAAAAUUGAAGGCUUCUUGAAGGAGAUGAAUGAAUCUGAUCAAGCCUGUGAUUCUUUACGUCAAGAGAUUAGCCGCCUCCGAACCCAUCGAAUGGAAAUGAGAUCCGACGCUCGCUGCGCCUACACCAAUCGCGCUGUACUUUCCGCUGGGGAACCCUUUUAUGUUUUCCCAUCAGGUUAUGUUGUUCUUGAAAGUGCAUUAAAAAGAGAAGUCCUGCCUUAUCUGAACGAGCGACAACGACGAAGAGUUGCUGAGAUUGAACGAGAGUUCAAAGUAUCAUCGAAACAGAACAGGCAGAGGGAUCCAAAGUUUGAUUCCCUCCAGGCCGAACUUGAUGGUCUUAUUGCUGCGGAAUGUCCUCUCACCGGGUCAAUUAUGGUUGAUAGUAUUGGUAGGGGAUUCUCUGAUGAUUUGGACGACGCAUCGUUCUUGCACAAGCCAUCAAAUAUAGGAGAUUUGAACCACAAGACUGCAACAGUGUGA